AUGCUGGCAUAUGUGCAGAAUCACUCUCCGAGCAUCGUCGUGUUCGAGAAUGUAGAUACCAUGGACGACAGGGGCGAUGCUACUUCCAAUCUCGGUAUUCUGCUCGCAGAAAUGUCGAACCGUGGAUACGAGAACCAAGUCAUCAUGAGCGAUGCUGCAAUGUUCGAGCUGCGGGCUAGAAGGCGGCGUGCGUACGUGCUUUUCCUGAUGCUUGGCUUUAACUGGAGAAGAGGAAAGCAGCAGGCUCGGGAGUUUGGCGAGAGGUAUAUUUCAUCCAUGUUUGCAACGGUACGGGCCUUCAUGUCAUCGUGCAUACGUACCUCUUGCUGUGCCACGGAGAUUUUUCUUCCAAGUGACCAUGCUUUUGCGGUCUCUGACCUGGAGAUCUGCCAGAAAAAGCAGGAAAAGCUAAGGGAGCUCCAGGCAAAGUCGGGACCCACGGCUCAGACUUGGAUGGAUUCGCACAUGUUUUUCGCAAGAAGUCUCAAGUUUCGUUGGGGCGAAGCCGUGCCCCGAGAACUCAAAGAGAAUGAGUGGUACCAGACACUUACAGAGCGAGAGCAAGAUGCCUUACGGCUGGCCAAAAUCCAAUCGCCGUCGGUGCUAUUUCGUGAUAUCUCCCAAGCAGUACGCAGAGUGAAUAGCCCGACACUGGAUUCAGUCCCCGGGGUGCAUGUGUUGCCGACUAUUUUGCCGAAAAUGCAGCUGUGGUACGAGAAACAAUCCCGUGCAUGGCUGGGAUGCGAAGCCAUGAUAUGUCAAGGCUAUCCAAUUUUGCCACUGAAGCGGCCUCAGGCCUGGACAGCAACGGAAGUUUUGUUGCAAGAAUUCGCCGGCAAUGCGAUGGCCCUCCCAGUGGUGCUGGCGAUCUUGCAGAGCAUAUUUGUAUCCUUUUCAUGGGCACCUGCCGCUGCUGAAGCCACGACCGCGCGCACACUGCGGAGAGCAGUCAGCCAGGAGGACGUGCUUCAGGCUCUGUCGGCGCUUGCGCAGGUCUCUGACCGUGCCGAUGCGCCUCCAGCGAGGAAUGCUCCCACGUCGCUGGAAGAGCGUAUUCGCAAGCGGGCGAAGCAGGCCAUGGCAGAGUAUUGGUACGACGAGGCCGUGAAGCAGGGGCUAGAGAUGGACGGCCAAACCUACGCGACGCUGGUCCUGGCAGCCGAAGCCCAGGGCGAGGAGAAGCAGGCAUCCGCCUGGUUCCGCGAAGCGUGCGCGAGGCAAGCCAGCUUCAAGGAUAGCUUUGUCGAAAAACUACUGUCGAUUCUUGUGGAUCGCGGAGACAACGACAAUGCCCGCAGCUGGCUGGGUCGCGCGCAGAAGGCUGGCAUUGAGUGCAAUGGGGGUAUGCUGCGGAGCGUCUUCCGCCAGCUCAUGAGGUCCAGCAGCUUUCAGCUUGAAGGCUACAUCGAGCAGACCGAGCGUCGCGCCAUUACACCGGCACAGCUGAAGCGCGUGGUGGACUUUGCCAGCGCACAUUGCAGGCGGUGGCACGACCGAAGCUCUUGCUCCUGGACAGGAGGGCAAACGCUGUCCAUGGACUUCCUAAACCUCUACCAUUUGACGGACUGGGUCAUCCUACCUGCAACGCAGGCGGAUUGCUGUGCCAUGGUGGAGUUGCUAACAGGAGAGCCGCAGGCGCCGACCUGGUUCGUAUCGCAUUGGUGGGGGGAGCCUUUGCACUGCUUUGUCAGCUGCAUCGAGCGCCAUGCCCAGACGCGGGCACUACCGGACUCAUCGGCGUACUGGGUUUGCGCCUAUGCCAAUCGCCAGCAUUCUUUGAGCGAGGAGGUGACGUCGGACCCACGUCAGACGAGUUUUUUUCGGGCGCUCACGCUGAGCGAGGGAGUGCUGCUGAUUUUGGACGAUGUCGCCGAGCGUUCUGGGCCCGCCACGCCCUUCAAGAGGAUAUGGUGCGCUUUUGAGGAGUACGUGGCGCUGAGUUCACGACAGGGAGAGCAGAAGCCGCUGUUGCUGGACAUCGCAGCUUAUCACGGCAGCAAGCCCGAAAUACUCAGCGACGGUGUCACCGAAGAGGAUGAGCGUCUCGCACGGCAGCUCGGAGCAGGCCACCCCGCAGCCAAAGUGCGCGGAGAUCGCGAGAAACAUUUUCCUCUAGAGGUGCUAAAGGCCGGCCUGUCCCUGGAGCUGGAGAAGGCCCAGGCCAGCCAGGAGGCGGACCGCGUCCACAUCCUGAACUCCAUCGCCGGCCGUUCCUUGGACGAUCCGCCCUUGGAUUCGCAUCCGAGCUACACCCGUGUCAACCAGACUCUGCGGGGCAUCUUCGCCGUGGCAGGUUGGAGACAGGCCGUCGAGCGGGGUAUCGUGGAGGCUUUGGACUUGACGACCGUCCUCGCCCAGGACGAGCACCGGACCGAGUUGAACUUGGACUUCACAGGUUCGAUACUUGUCUCGGAUGCCGCCGCCCUGGAGAUCGCACGCGGUCUGCCCCCGAAACUGGAGUCGUUGGGGAUCAGCUGCCGCUGGUGCACUGAGAUCAGUCAUGAUUUUCUCAUCCAGCUUGCACCGGCCCUUCCGGCCACCCUGACUCGGCUUUCGUUGCAACUCGACCGAGCGGCGAUUUAG
Messenger RNA from Symbiodinium sp. CCMP2592, 2583 nucleotides. NCBI's taxonomy places the organism in Eukaryota, Dinophyceae, Suessiales, Symbiodiniaceae. The record is from the annotation of a GenBank genome assembly.